AUUUUCACCUCCUGUAUUAACAUUGAGAUUAUAUCAUUUGCCCUACCUAACUCUGCUACGGCACCUUUAUCUGCUAUUUCACCGUCAUCCAUGAUAUCUUCGACAUUGUCGAGACCAACGAUCUCGAGGAGCAUUAAUCAGAUACGACCAACCAUUCAUUCUCCUUCCAAAAGUUGCUCAAGUUAUACAAGCUCUCCAAGCCCGAUGUCUUCGUCUGCUGUUUUGCCACCUUCUAGGCACAUUAACAAGCCAGCGCUGGCAGAUAUUAGCAGAGAGCAUAAUAUCGACAGCAUAUGCUACGUUGCCAAAACGCUCCUAGAAAAGCAAAUAUUUGAAUCGACUCUAAGGCCAAGAUUCCUGAAGCCUUCGAUGUGUCACCCGCUCAAAGCGCAGGAAGAAAGGCCUCGGAAGCGCAGGCAGCGAGAGAUUAAGCCAACGCGGUACUGGAGAUGA
Messenger RNA from Rasamsonia emersonii CBS 393.64, 453 nucleotides. RefSeq lists its product as uncharacterized. Lineage: Eukaryota; Fungi; Ascomycota; Eurotiomycetes; Eurotiales; Trichocomaceae. The record is from RefSeq and is a predicted model, not a curated record. The annotation marks the transcript as partial. The transcript has a single exon.